Molecule: messenger RNA, 702 nt
Organism: Sus scrofa (pig)
Lineage: Eukaryota; Metazoa; Chordata; Mammalia; Artiodactyla; Suidae
Gene: TNFSF8
Product: TNF superfamily member 8
Biological process (GO): CD8-positive, alpha-beta T cell differentiation; immune response
Cellular component (GO): membrane
Molecular function (GO): tumor necrosis factor receptor binding
Source: RefSeq, marked provisional
AUGGACCCAGGGCUCCAGCAAGCAUUCAACCCACUGGCCCCUUCUCAAGACACAGCCAUGCAUGUGCCCGCAGGCUCCGUCACCAGCCACCUGGGAACCUCCAGCCGCGGUUACUUCUAUUUCACCACGGCCUCGCUGGCUCUGUGUCUCGUCUUUGCCGUGGUGACCAUUAUGGUGCUGGUAGUUCAGAAGACGGACUCCAUUCCCGACCCACCAGGCAAAUUUCACCUUAAAGGAGGGAACUGCUCAGAGGACUUAUGUAUCCUGGAAAGGGCUCCGUUCAAGAAGUCAUGGGCCUACCUCCAAGUGUCAAAGCAUAUAAACAAAACCAAGUUGUCUUGGAACAAAGACGGCAUCAUCCAUGGAGUCCGCUAUCAUGAUGGGAACCUGGUGAUCCAGUUCCCUGGUUGGUACUUCAUUAUUUGCCAACUGCAGUUUCUUGUGAAAUGCCCGGAACAUUCUGUUGACCUGAAGUUGGAGCUUCUUAUCAAUGAAAAUGUCAAAAAGCAGACACUGGUGACAGUGUGUGAGUCUGGGGUGCAAACCAAAAGCAUAUACCAGAACCUCUCUCAAUUCUUGCUGGAGCACCUCCAGGUCAAUACCACCAUAUCAGUCAACGUGGAUAAAUUCCAGUACGUGAAUACAAACACCUUUCCUCUUGAGAAUGUGUUGUCCAUCUUCUUAUACAGCAGCUCAGACUGA